Messenger RNA from Brassica oleracea var. oleracea, 2499 nucleotides. RefSeq lists its product as uncharacterized. The transcript is spliced from 4 exons. The record is from RefSeq and is a predicted model, not a curated record. Bases 228 to 2402 code for a protein of 724 amino acids. Lineage: Eukaryota; Viridiplantae; Streptophyta; Magnoliopsida; Brassicales; Brassicaceae.
GCCAUGGAAUUAGAAAGGUUUUUCUAUUGCAGCUUUUCCCUCUGAUUAAAAAAGCCCCUUUUUGUAUCACAACUCAGAAGUCGUCCCCAAAUAGCAGCUGCGACUGUUAGAUUCAGAAGAUUCUCCGGCGAACGUUAACUCUCCGGUGGAGCUUAGAGAGAUGCUUCUAAUUCGAGCUAGCUUCUAAUAGGUCUGACUUAAGGAAAGGCAAGGGGACAGCUUUAUCUAUGAGAAGACUCGUUCCUGUAGAAAUGUCCAAAGAGGUUGAAGAUAGACAGAGUUCUUCUAGUAAUGUGGUUGCUAAACUAAUGGGUCUAGAGACCACAGCUUCCCCACGUAGCAGCAGCAGAUCCAGAAGCUCUUCCUUGGAUACUCAUGAUGCUCGAAAGUUUCAUGGAUAUGAAAUGUGGGUAUCACUGCCUCAUAAGGAGAACCUUUCAAGGCAAGGACAUUGUGAUGGAAGCGUGAGUGAUAGCAAAAAGCUGGAUCUUGUCCGUCGCAAGUUCAUGGAAGCCAAACGCCUUGUUACAGAUGACAAGCUUCACGGUUCCAAGGAGUUCCAAGAAGCCCUCCAAGUCUUGAGUUCCAACAAAGAUUUAUUCGUUGAGCUUCUCCAGGAAUCAAACUCCUUCUUUUCUCACGACCUUUCCGACUUUCACCCUGUUUUUGCUCAUCCAGAUGCUAAGCGCAUUACGGUACUGAGACCUUCAAAGGCUCAGAAAUGUCUUGUUCAAGAUAGCAGGGGCAAGCAGGUUAAGAAGACGCAGGAAACUGGAUGCACAGAUGCUGCGCAGCCAACUCGAAUAGUGGUCUUGAAGCCUAGUCCAGGGAAGGGUCUAGAUAUAAAGGCUAUUACUUCUUCAUCGCCUCCUUCCUUUUUUGAUGAGGCUGGAGAUGAUGAGACUAGACAAGUGGCCAAGGAAAUUACACGCCAAAUACGUGAAACUUUCAGAGGCCACUGCAGGAACGAGACUCUUUCCUCGUCUUCUUCUUACUCUGUCUUGUCCAAAGGCUAUCUCUCUGAUGAUGGUUCGUUAAACAGGUCCACCAACGAGUAUCCAGUGGGAAACUCUGAGAUCAUGUCACCAUCCUCUAGGCGUUCAUGGGACUGUGGGAAUAGGUUUGAGACUCCUUUCUCUUCCUCAUCAUUCAGACGAGUCUCCUUUUCUCCAGAGCCAUCUGUCUACAGAGAGGCAAAGAAACGGCUUUCUGAAAGAUGGGCAAUGAUGUCACUUAACGGAGACCCACAACAGCAACAAAGAAACCUCUCAAGGGUCUCAACCGCUUUGGGCGACAUGCUUGCUCUUUCGGAGACGAGAGUACCAACCAUAUGCAGUGAAGAGAGCAACAAAGCGAAGCAAGAAUCGAGAAGAUCGGUUUCAUGCAUAGGCAGUGGUCUAGAUCAAGUGGAAAGCGCAAGGGAUUCUACUCUGAAUACCUUUGUAAGGUCAAAUUCAGUCCCUGAGAUUAGACUCAAUGGUGGAACGUCUGCUCCAGGAACUUCAAAAGCACUAGCUCACAGAGAGCUUACCGAGUCAAGAAGCUUAAAAUCAUCAUGGAAAGUUCCAAGCUUGUUCUUCUUCAGGAAUAAGAAAGCAAACAAGGAGAAGACUGAUGCACUGUCUCAACUGGCUAAGCUCACUGAUGCAUUACAAAGAAGAAGUAUUUUUACAACCGAAGGAGAACUGACCACACAGAAUGAAAACCAGGACCAGCCGAGUCCAGUUUCGGUUUUACAGCAUCCUUUGGAAGAGGAAUAUGUGGGAAAUCCAGAAUGUUCUGGGUCAACCAAGCCAUGGACCAGCCAAGGAGGAAAAGAAAUGUCUCUGAAAUGUAGUCUUAUAGACAAAUCACCUCCAAUAGGAUCAAUCGCUCGUGUUUUCUCUUGGGAAGAUGAGCCAUACACAGACAUAACUAAACCCGGAAAUGGAAUAAAGGAAGAUGAAGACUGGUAUUACUUCAUCAAAACGCUUUUAAAAACAUCCGGUUUCAGCGGCAGUGAUCCGCUUAUGACCCGGUGGCACUCACCAGAUAGCCCUUUGGAACCAUCAUUAAGAGACAGGUUUGCCAACAAGGAACCCAUCAAACGCAGGAACCGGCGAUCAAACCGCAAGCUUGUGUUUGACUGCGUCAAUGCCAUCAUAACAGAGACAACAUCAACAGCUGCACGCACUGGCUUGACCUCUGGAUUCGACAUGGUGGAACAUGUUUGGACAGAGUUUAAGGAGUGGGUGGUUCAGGACUCUAACAGCUUGGAAGGAGAAAGUUUGGUGAGAGAAGAGGUGGUCGGAAAGAUGUGGAGUCAUAAUCUGCAAGUGGAAGUGAACAACUUGGGAAUUGAAAUUGAAGUGAUGUUAUUGGAAGAGCUUGUUGAGGAGGCAGUCUUUGAUCUUACUCAAUGAAACAAUGUAUAUACGCCUUCAUAUAAUUUACUAUUUAUGCAAGUGUUAUGCAUUCAUGAAACAUAUAAUAUAAUUUAUGAAAUAGUUUAACCAAUUA